Molecule: messenger RNA, 519 nt
Organism: Acanthosepion pharaonis
Lineage: Eukaryota; Metazoa; Mollusca; Cephalopoda; Sepiida; Sepiidae
Source: the annotation of a GenBank genome assembly
AUGCAUUCAUUUAUUCAAUUCGUUCCUUCUCGUUCAAGCGUCCUCAAUGGUAGUAGGCAUCGCGUUCAUCUGCACCGGGGACUUCACGGCGUCUUCACGUCCCGGACGCUCGCACUUGGCUACCUAAGUACAGUCGAACGAAACGACCACAAGUGGAAUUUGUAUCUGUUGUCGCUUACAGAGAAAAAAACUCCCCACUUUAUACCCUUGUUUUGUCUUUGUUCAUAUCUAUCUCUCUCUGUUCAUAUCUAUUUCACCUUUUGUGCAUAUCUAUGUAUCUUUGUUCAUUAUGUAUCUAUCUAUCUAUGUUCAUAUCUAUGUUCAUAUCUAUCUCUCUAUCAUUCUAUCUAUCUAUCUAUCUAUCUAUCUAUCUAUCUAUUUGUCUCAGUCUCUUCAUAUCUAUCUAUCUAUUUGUCUCAAUCUCUUCAUAUCUAUCUAUCCAUCUAUCUCAGUUUCUUCAUAUCUAUCUAUCUAUCUAUCUAUCUAUCUAUCUAUCUAUCUAUCUAUCUAUGUUCAUAA